Messenger RNA from Didymella exigua CBS 183.55, 1170 nucleotides. RefSeq lists its product as uncharacterized. The coding region runs from base 286 to 1170 and encodes 294 amino acids. The record is from RefSeq and is a predicted model, not a curated record. The transcript is spliced from 3 exons. NCBI's taxonomy places the organism in Eukaryota, Fungi, Ascomycota, Dothideomycetes, Pleosporales, Didymellaceae.
GCUUUUCGCAUCUCUCCACGACCAGGUGGCUGGUAUGCCACCGACUUGCAAAGAUUUCUGAAGGACUACUUUAGCCACGUCUGCGAUAUCGCCAUGAACAUAGCCACUCCAAGCGUUUCAGCCCCAGCAACUGUUCCCGCCUCGGACCCACAUAGGUUAGUGAACGGCGACCUAAUUUAAGAUAAGUGAUCAACCUUGCCCGCUGUUGCGCGCCUUAAGUUGAAAUCGUGUUCACCUUUUUCCGAGUGGCGAUCUGCUCGACUCUCCAGAUCUUUCAUCGUCGCCAUGUUGCGCACAUCGCCUACCUUGACAGCCGUCCUUCUCGCAUGUACGAGAAUCGUUUCGGCCGACUUCGAUGAGUUCUUCUUCGCAAGCAAUGCGACCGAAUACGUUUGUCCCGGUAUCGGGUUCGCGUGUACACCGCCUAUGAUCUGCUCCCAUGAAUCUGUUACCGAUCUGUACUAUUGCUGCGCGCCUGGCGCCAUAGAUGCAGUAUGCUGGAAGGGAUCAGCGUCCUGUGAUGGUGGAGAUGAGAAGACGCCUUCGGGAAGCCAGCAGUCAUGUUCAAGUGGAGAUAACGCGUUUUGCUGCUUGAAGUCUCGUGAGGAGUGCACGCAGACCAAGAAUCAAAUUAAUGUGUGCUGGUCAACUAUCGAUAACCCCGUUGCAAACCUCUCAGACACAAAGUUGAAUGAGACUUUCUCAUCGCUUUCGUCUGCCAAGCCAAGCGCGUCUUCCUUUCCGAUCUCCCUCGCGCAACUCCAAGCAUCGGCAACACCCACUACUUCGCUUCCCGUAUCAAUGUCUGCGUCUUCGCUGUCUAGUGGAUCGGCAAUCAUACCGGCAAGCACGGCCGCAUCAGUGACCUCCAUUGUCACAGACCUGCCUGAGGCCCAACCGAUCGAUAAAAAGGGUAAACCUGGCGGUGCGAUUGGCGGCAUUGUCGGUGGUGUCGUAGGUGGUCUCGUAUUGAUAAGUAUCGCGGGCUUCCUGUUGUUCAGACGCCGUAAAGCAAACUUGAAGGGUGGUCACGCACCAAUCGCCCCCGGGCCACCCCCAUACAAAGACGCGCCCGAGGCGCAGGGGAGUCCAGUUGGCGGGCAUCACAUUCAUGAGAUGCAGGGUGGUGCGCCGGCGGAGAUGGAUGCAAGUGCCUAUCGAAGAGUGUAG